AUGAGUUCACAUAGCAGGAGCAGUAGCAGAAGCCAGGGUAUGAGUCGGAGCCGUAGCCGGAGUAGGAGUCCCAGAGAUCGCAGAUUCCGAUCUCGGCAUGAUUCCUAUCGUGAUGGGCCUUACAGGAGAGAGACACAUCGUGAUCGUGAUCGUGGUUUCAGCCAAACGAAUGUGUGCCAUAAUUGCAAGCGGGCUGGUCAUUUUGCAAGAGAAUGCCCCAAUGCUGCCGUUUGUAACAACUGUGGUCUUCCUGGGCAUGUUGCAUCUGAGUGCACCUCACAGCUGCAGUGCUGGAAUUGUCGUGAACCUGGGCAUGUAGCAAGCAACUGUCCAAAUGAGGGCAUCUGCCAUGCAUGUGGCAGGUCUGGACAUCGUGCCAAAGAUUGCCCAAAUCCUGAACCAUCACCUGGAGAUGUGAGGUUGUGCAACAAUUGCUAUAAGCCAGGGCAUUUUGCUGCUGAGUGCACAAAUGAUAAAGCAUGUAAGAACUGCAGGAAAACUGGCCACAUGGCACGUGAUUGCCAGAAUGAGCCCGUCUGCAACUUGUGCAACAUUGCUGGGCAUGUGGCAAGGCAAUGCUCGAAGGGAAAUAGUUUUCCAGAUAGAGGAGGUUGGGGUCGUAACAGCAGUUAUCGGGAUGUGAUCUGCCGUACAUGCAAUCAAGUGGGCCACAUGAGCAGGGACUGUAUGGGUCCCAUGAUUAUCUGCCACAAUUGUGGUGGGAGGGGCCACAGGGCGAUUGAGUGCCCAUCAGGGAGAAUACCCUUCCGAAGUUCUGGAUCAAGCGGGGUCCAAAAUCUAGCUGUCAAACUGUCAGAGAAGUAG
Messenger RNA from Dovyalis caffra, 825 nucleotides. NCBI's taxonomy places the organism in Eukaryota, Viridiplantae, Streptophyta, Magnoliopsida, Malpighiales, Salicaceae. The record is from the annotation of a GenBank genome assembly.